AUGUCAACGCUCAUAUACUUGUUGCGCUCGUGCCACGUGCAAGUGACACGUGAAAAGCAGAUUUAUGAAGAGCGAAUGACAUACGAGUUCUGCCGCGCGCAGAAUACAGAGUUUGAGAACUUUGCCAUGCAGAAUGAAGCCUCCGUGUUUGGCCUUCUGAAGGCGUUCAAGAUAGGCGCAAGUCAUGCGUCUCAGUAUGAAAGACAAACUUUCAAAGCUCAGCAGAAGGGUUCCGGGUACAAGGAGAUAGUGAUGAAACACGCGCUAGACUUUGACAUCCCAGCUGGCAAUGUACUGGUUGAAUACCGCGAGAUGACAGUUUGCUGCCUCGAGUUUAACGAUGCAGUGCAUCUCGUGCAUAUCCCGACAAGCGACCUGGUCAUACGGACCAUGGAUCAGGCAGCCAUUGAGGACCUGACUCGUCAUUAUCAUCUGGACAUUCCCUCAUGGAAGAUAGUGGCCUCAAUGUUUCAUCAUGACAUCAAAAUGGUGGAUGUUGAGGCGAUGGCAUCGCAACUGCGGCCAGAGAAGGUCAGCUUGCCAGCACAGCUACCCCCACCAGCCCCAAAAUUUCCGCAGGGCCAAUUCCGUCUUCGCAGCAGGAUGGGACCAAAAGUGUGGUGCUCAUCCUGCAAGAUGUGGGGUCUUGAUGCUGGCCCCGACUCUUGGUGGACAUGUGUUUCCACUGAGCCGGAUGGUGAGGGAGGCAGGUACUUCCGUCUGCAAGAAGUGAAGCAUCCGCACAGGGUCUUCUGCUCCUCCAUGAAAAUGUGGAACCCAGACAAAGCUGGAAUAGACUCGUGGUGGGAGAUUGAGUAUGGCAGCUCAGGCAAGUGGUUCCGCCUUCGGGAGAAAAAGCGCCCCUACAACUACUUCUGCUCUAGCGGCAAGAUGUGGGGCAAGGAUGCAGGAGAUGACUCUUGGUGGUACAUCCUGAGGACGUAA
Molecule: messenger RNA, 945 nt
Organism: Symbiodinium pilosum
Lineage: Eukaryota; Dinophyceae; Suessiales; Symbiodiniaceae
Source: the annotation of a GenBank genome assembly